CCCAACUUUUGAUAGAUCUGUUUGUGGUGCCAUCUUACAACUGGUGAAAGCUAUAAAACCUAAAGACGAAGCUGCAACUCAGAAAAAGUUCUUAAAGCUUUGUUCGCUCAUACUAAACCAGCAGCAUAUUACAAGUUGUGGUCCUCCACGCCCACCCCCACCCGCACCCCCAACCUCCCUAUGUCUAGGACUAGAGGUGGGAACCCACUGAGGCAUAUUGAUAGAAUAAAUCAAAGUGUGGAGGGGAGAAGAGGCUUAUUGAAGAAAUAUAGUGGUGUUUGCGUUAGACCUGCUCUGGGGGAGGUUGGAGCAAACGGUACAAUGUCUGCCUAUUCAAGUGCCUUGCAGAGUUAUGCUCUUAAUGGCCCUACAUCGUUCGGGAAAGUUAUGAACAGAGCUGCACAAAUUGCUGCAGGGUCCAGCUUGCAUAGCCAGACAAAAUACUUUGUCUUGCUCAUCAUCACACUAUCACAAUACUGGAAGCUGACAACGGCGACCGCUUACAGAGUAGGGAUGGACAGUGCUUACAGAGUAGGGAUGGACAGUUGGCUACAGGGGCAUUGUACAGUUUGUGCCAAUGCGUGGAGUGCUGGAUGCUGAUAACAGCCCUUAAAGGGUAGCACUUGGCAAUUGGCGACACGGGACAUUGUGCAGUUUCUGGCGAUGCAGGGAGUGCAGGGUGAGUGCUAGAUUACUCUAAGGUGUUUAGAAGAUUUAUCAAAUUUCAAAUGCAUAUUGAUUGCGUUCUUUAUCGAGAAAUGUGUUGGCGAUCGAGAAAUGUGUUGGCGAUGUUUUUGCGUACUUUUCUGAGGUUAAACAGAUUUUUGGUAGAAUCCAAAUAAGAUUUUCUGGAUCAAGAAUACGCCACAUAGUUUAAACUACUGAAUUACUCAAACCUUAUAGUAGAAAGAAGUUUUAUACAUCAAGUUGUGAACUAUAUGGACAUGUUAACAGCUUACCUCCUUUUGCACAUGCAAGAGAAUCUGCUACAAGUUACUACAACAAGUGUGAGAAAUAGGAUA
Papaver somniferum (opium poppy) is the source of this 1022-nucleotide messenger RNA. RefSeq lists its product as uncharacterized. Gene Ontology annotation, biological process: cellular response to calcium ion. The record is from RefSeq and is a predicted model, not a curated record. NCBI's taxonomy places the organism in Eukaryota, Viridiplantae, Streptophyta, Magnoliopsida, Ranunculales, Papaveraceae. Gene Ontology annotation, cellular component: plasma membrane. The transcript is spliced from 5 exons. Bases 181 to 600 code for a protein of 139 amino acids. Gene Ontology annotation, molecular function: calcium-dependent phospholipid binding.